This is a messenger RNA of Atta colombica, 1665 nucleotides long. RefSeq names its product nucleolar protein 8-like. The transcript is spliced from 9 exons. Lineage: Eukaryota; Metazoa; Arthropoda; Insecta; Hymenoptera; Formicidae. Gene Ontology annotation, molecular function: RNA binding. Bases 378 to 1517 code for a protein of 379 amino acids. The record is from RefSeq and is a predicted model, not a curated record.
CGUCUACCAAAUCGGAAGAAAGAACAGAACAUCAAUCUCAAAUUCAUUUCAAGCGUCUAAAGCAGAACUCAUAUAUCACUUUAUUGAUGAGUCUAGUAGUGUGGGACUGGGGAUGAAACGCCGCAGCCGACUGACUUUUAAAAGCUUCGAGUCAGGCCUUGAAUUAUUAAAAAUAAACGACAAUGUAUAAUUCGUCGUAAUCAAAUAAGUAAUCCUCCAUGUUUACAAUACUUGACAAUGUUUUUCGAGUUCAGUCCAAAAAAAUAUAUUUGAAGAAAAAUGAUAUGCCUGGAAAUUCUGGUGACUCUUGAGAGUUUCCUGUUCUCAUACAAGCAACAUUGCUGCCUAUUUAAAAAAAUAUACUUAUUAGCUCUAAAAUGAGUGUAAUUACUACGUCCGAGAAGAAACGCUUGCAAUCUUUGAAGGAGAAGAAACAGGCAUUCAAAGCAAAGGGACAAUUUAUACAGCAAGCAUUAAAGAACUUAGAUAAUACUACAAACAAUAAAAAAAUUAUAUUUGAUGAUGUUAAUGAACAGCAAGAUGUAAAACGAAAGAAAAAAAUAAAGAGAGAUUUGUUUGACAGUGACGAUGACAAUAACAAUGAAAAGGAUUCUUUAUGGAAUGAAGAUGAAUUUAAAGUUAAGAAAUGUAAAAAGACUACUCUUGGAAAUGAUGCACGUUUUAUUCUGGAUGAUCGUUUCAUAGAAGAUGACAAUCAGACUAAGGAAAGUAAAGUUGUUGAGGAUACCGAUGAGUAUAAUUUGCAGAAGGAGAAGGAAAAACAAUUAGAUAUUUUAGAAGGCAUUUUAGGAACACCACUUACCAUAAAAAAUCUGGAAACAAAAUCUACUAAGAAAGAAUUGAUGAUACGAUAUGAUCCAACUGAAAAUGAACAUUGUGAAUAUGAAGUAAAAUCUGUUCAACCAGAAACUAAGGAAAAAAGUACCAAAAAAAAGAAACGUAAUAAAUCCAUGUCAGAAAUUACAGAUUCUGCAAUUCCCGAACCAGAAGUGUCAAAGGAUAUUUAUUAUACUGUAUCUGAUACUCUGACAGAAAGCUUGAAACAGAAAGAAGGAUUUAGUUUAUUAAAAUUACAUGGAAAGGAAAGAAAUGACACAGUUUCAGAAAAUAUCAAGAAUAAUGAUACAUCCAUAGUGGAAAAUAUUAAAGCCCAACAUUUUAAAUUUAAUUUUAAUGCAAAUAAUGCAUUUAAAUAUGAUUCAUCUGAUGAAGAAAAUACAUCUAAAGCACCAGAUAUAAAUAAUCAAAUGGUUGACGAAACUAAAGAAGGUAUUCAAGAAAAAAUCCUGUUUGGCCAUAAAGAUACUCUAUUUUUUGAUAGCAAUGAUAUAAGAUUUAAUGAAGCUGUCAAAUUCUUCAGUACAGAAGCUGCUUCAAAUGAUACACUUAAUAAUUUAAGACGUGAAUUAAAAACAAUUGUACGCAUGAAAAUUCGUAAUAAUAUAAGGAGACAUCAGCCCUACGGUAAGAAAAGAAAAAUAAAAAAAUCUCAAUAAUAUUUUUUUAUUCUCUUUGAAUAUUUAUAUUUGAAAAAGAUAUAGUAAAUAAAUAUAAAACUAAAAUUAUAAAUAUAAAAAAUAUAUAAAUGUAUAAAAAUAGAUUUAUUACAUUAUAAAUACACACAUACAUCACGAAUUUAUUAUA